GUGUAACAAAAGAGCACUAAAGAAUCCAUCAGGCAACCCCAAUUGCCACACACGACCCGACGACCGUAAGGAAAUUGGUUAGGUAAUGCAUUUGAUUGUAACUUCGUAUAUGGUAAGCUUUCGUUUGUGAUAUGAUGCCACUAGAACUCGGGGUCAGCAAAAACAGGACAUACCCUUCGGUUAUGUUUGUUGCCUUGUUGGUUUAUCUACGCUGGGUUUCAUUGCUCUUCGCCGGAGUAAUGUCCGGGUUAACGUUGGGACUCAUGUCCCUCGGCCUCGUCGACCUCGAGACUCUUCAAAAAACAAGCAGUUAUUUCUGUUGCAGCGGUUAUACUUCCUGCUGCUUGUCACUUUGCUUCUGGAGCUAUGUGGAAGCUCUUCCUAUACAUUUGGACAAGCUUUUCAGUUAGUAUGUUGCUACAAUUCUGUCUGUGACGAUUGUGCUGUUUUUUGGAGAGACUGCUGAGGAGGCUUUGACGGCCAUUAAAUCAACCUUUUCCUUAGAUGUCAAUGUAAAGUUGGACUGGUAAGUUCGCCUUCUCAAUCAACUAUCAUACUGACUGUGAUAAGAAUCACAUCAUCAUUGUCUAAAACAAAGGAAGUCUAAUCAGUAGGUCAACCUUCAACAUUUGGUAGAAGGGUUAAUGAUGCUGUAAAAUCAUUCAGAAACAUAACCAUGUCAGUUAGUUGGCAUUAUUCACCUGCAUACUACAUUCAAUCUUUCAGUUUCUACUAACAAAAUUGAACCAAGAAGUUUCUUUUCAUAUACAACAUUCAAGACAUUUGGUCUUUCUUUUAGUUUUUGUAAAAUUGGUUUUAGCAUAAGCUGAACAAAUUGUGUGUUAUCUGAUUACAUUUAUAUUCUUGGCUAAUUAAUUACUCCUCCCCCC
This is a messenger RNA of Fragaria vesca subsp. vesca, 890 nucleotides long. Its product is annotated as putative DUF21 domain-containing protein At1g03270-like. NCBI's taxonomy places the organism in Eukaryota, Viridiplantae, Streptophyta, Magnoliopsida, Rosales, Rosaceae. The transcript is spliced from 4 exons. The record is from RefSeq and is a predicted model, not a curated record. The coding region runs from base 132 to 410 and encodes 92 amino acids.